Molecule: messenger RNA, 1858 nt
Organism: Oncorhynchus mykiss (rainbow trout)
Lineage: Eukaryota; Metazoa; Chordata; Actinopteri; Salmoniformes; Salmonidae
Product: transcriptional adapter 2-alpha
Biological process (GO): chromatin remodeling; regulation of transcription by RNA polymerase II
Cellular component (GO): nucleus; SAGA-type complex
Molecular function (GO): transcription coactivator activity; chromatin binding; zinc ion binding
Source: RefSeq, a predicted model, not a curated record
UUGCAUUCAUCCAGCCAGAGAAUCAACAAAGUUGCGCAAAUGCUGCCUUUUCAGACACGCUGAAUCGAACGCGAAGAAAUACAUUGGCAACAAACAACAUAUUCGGGCUUCAGCUGAUUGGUUGACCUUAUGGACCGCUUGGCAUGUUUUGGAAAUGACCCUUCUGACAAGCCCCCAUGUCGAGGUUGCUCAUCUAACCUGGUGGAACCCUACAUAAAAUGUGCUGAGUGUGGACCCUCACCUUUCCUUCUAUGUCUCCAGUGUUUUACCAGAGGGUUUGAGUUCAAGAAACAUGAGAGUGAUCACAAGUAUGAAAUAAUGACGUCAGACUUCCCUGUGCUGGAACCUGGCUGGACAGCACAGGAAGAGAUGGCCGUACUGGAAGCAGUUAUGGACUGUGGCUUUGGGAACUGGCAGGAUGUAGCAUAUCAGAUGCGCACCAAAAGCAAGGAGGAGUGUGAGGCCCACUACAUGAAGAACUUCAUCAACAACCCCUUGUUCUCCUCCACCCUGCUCAAUCUCAGACAGAUAGAGGAGGCUCGUACUGCAGUCACAGCCAUUCCCUUCAAACCCACUGACGAUCCCCCCAGGCCCACCUUUGACUCUCUGUUGUCUCGAGACAUGGCUGGAUACAUGCCUGCCAGAGCAGACUUCAUGGAGGAAUUUGACAACUAUGCUGAGUGGGAUCUGAAAGACAUUGAUUUUGUGGAUGAUGACUCAGACCUACUACAUGCGUUGAAGAUUGCUGUUGUUGACAUAUACCAUUCAAGGUUAAAGGAGAGGGGUAGAAGAAAGAAGAUCAUCAGGGACCAUGGACUGAUCAACCUGAGGAAGUUCCAGAUCCUGGAGCAUCGCUACCCUAAGGAGGUACAGGAUCUGUAUGAUGCUAUGAGACGUUUCGCCAGGGUGGUGGGCCCUAUCGAACACGACAAGUUCAUAGAGAGUCAUGCAUUGGAGUUUGAGCUGAGGAGAGAGAUUGGCAGGCUGCAGGAGUACAGGAGAGCAGGCAUCCAGUCUUUCUGCAGUGCCAAGGUGUAUGAGCGUGUGAAGCACGUGCGGGAGGAUGAGCGGAGGAAGAGGACCAUGCUAGUUGAUGUGCUGCAGUACAUUCAGGACGGACGGGCCUGCCAGCAGUGGCUCAGCAAACAGGCUGCCAUUGAUGCUGGUAUCACUCCUGUUGUCAUCACCACAUCAGCAACAGGCAGGAGAAGCGCCCCUCCUCUCAACCUGACUGGCCUGCCAGGGACAGAGAAGCUCAACGACAGGGAGAAAGAGCUGUGCCAGGUGGUGCGUCUGGUGCCAGGUGCCUACCUGGAGUACAAGCAGGCCCUGCUGAACGAGUGCAGGCGGCAGGGUGGUCUACGGCUGGCACAGGCCCGGGCACUCAUCAAGAUUGAUGUCAACAAGACACGCAAGAUCUACGACUUCCUGAUCAAGGAGGGCUACAUCAACAAGGCCUAGACCAGCCUAAGACCAAGGUUGUGUCAUAAAUGGAACCCGAUUCCCUAAAUAGUGCACUACUUUUGACCAGAGCGGGGUGCUAUUUGGGACGCAUCCAGAGUCAGAACUGUUCCAGCAGAGGUCAUGGCUGGACUGGACCCUAACUGAUACGUUUUAUUCUCAUGUUGUCUUGGUGAAAUGAUGCUGUCAUGUGCUGUGAGAACUACGUUUCAAUGCCCUUCCUUUGAAAGAAACACAAUGAAUUGUACACUAUAUUUACAGAAGUAUGUGGACACCCCUUAAAAUUAGUUGAUUCUGCUAUUUCAGCCACACCUGUUACUGACAGGUGUUUAAAAUAGAGCACACAGCCAUGCAAUCUCCAUAGGAAAACAUUGGCAGUAGAAAGCCUUACUGAAGA